Molecule: messenger RNA, 1594 nt
Organism: Paramecium pentaurelia
Lineage: Eukaryota; Ciliophora; Oligohymenophorea; Peniculida; Parameciidae
Source: the annotation of a GenBank genome assembly
AUGAAUAAAUUAUUCUACUAGUAAUUUUUUUUAAUUGUCCUUACAUAAGCUGAAGAAGUUUGGAAAACUGUUUAUUCUGAAUUUUUCUCAGACUCAAAAUGGGAUACAUCAGGUAUUAUUUAAUUUCUAUCAUUAGGAUGGUAAACAUCCAAUAUUUAUGGGGACCCAUUUAGUUUCUGUGCUGACUAAAAAUUAUUUGGAGGAUAUUACGUUUUUGGUCCAUCUUCCUUACUAUCUUCACAUUUGAAACUACCACCUCAUUAUUCUGUAAAAUUUUCACUUAAACUUUGGAAGUAAAUAUAAUUUUGAUUUUUAGAAUUUACAAGGUAAUUUACAAGGCCUGAAGGAUAGGAUAUUUGUGGUAUUAGACAUUAUUUAGCCAUGGAUUUUUCUAUUCCAUUAAGCUUUACUUUGGAAUAACACUAUUCUUAAUCUCUUGUUUUAAUAAUGACUUCAAAUGUAAAUGAGUAUUAUAAUGUAUAAAUUUUUCUAAUUUUAGGAAGCAUGGGGAAUUUAAGAUUUCAAAAUUGAAAUUUUAGAUUGUCCUUAAGGUUGUUAAUUUUGCCAAGAUUAAACAUCUGAUUGUAAAUUUUGGAGUAAUAUUGCAUCAUAUUGGCAAACUUCAAUUAACUCUGAAGGAUGGCAAAUUGAUAAUACUUAACCACUCAUUUCAAGUAUUUGCGCUGGCAUUGAAAUUGCAGGGGGAACUAAUAUUCUUCAACAAGGACAAAAUAUAAAAAAACUCAUUGAUAUUGUUCCAAGUCACUUUAAAGUUUAAAUAAUUCUUAAACUUUGGGUUAUUGGUAAUUGGGAUGGUGAAAAUUUUAUUUUGAAAAUUGAUGAUUAAAUUGAAAAUUCAUUCCCAUUAUUUAUUUAGACUCCUUUAAAAGUAGAAUGUGGUACUUAACAAAAAGUUAAUAUAACUAAUAUUGCUGUAAAUGCGCUGCAUACAUCUCAUCAAAUACAAUUAGAAAUGAAAACAAAUUAAUAAAUACAAAAGGUUGCGUAUUGGGGGGUUUAAUCAUUUGACUUGUAUGUAGCUAAAUGUUCGAUAGGUUGUAAAGAAUGCAUAGGAGAAUUAGGUAUUUAAUGUAGUUCUUGUUAUAAAAAAUGGUUAUAUUUAGAUAAUUAAUGCACUCCUGGUAUAUAUUUUAUUUAUAUUUUAGUUCCUCCAUUAGAAUGUGCUCAUAUGAGAAUCUAAUAAUCUUAUGGUUUAUAAGUUGAUUACAUGAAUUCAUUCCAUUUGUAUAUUGAUGAAUUAGAUGAAAAUUUUAGAGGAAUUGGUUAAACUAAUUUAGUUUUAGAUUAGAGUAUUUCUUCUAUUACUUUAUAAAUUUAUGUCUAAUGUUAAGAAUAAAUGAAAAUUGAAAGCUAUUUUAGAGGUUGUGGUUCAUUUAAUCCAGAAUAAUUAUCAUCUUUAAAUUAUUGUCCAGAUAAAAGUAAUACCUUAUUUUAAAAUGCAAUAUUUUUGGAGGUUUUGGAAUAUGAAAAAGAAUUAAUAAUUAAUAUUUAAGAAAGAAAACUAGAAAUUUUCUAAAUAUCAGUUGUGAAUGAGACCGAAACUGAAAUUUUAUUAAUUAAAAUUGAAUUUUGA